Mauremys mutica (yellowpond turtle) is the source of this 473-nucleotide messenger RNA. RefSeq names its product late histone H2B.L4. Gene Ontology annotation, molecular function: DNA binding; structural constituent of chromatin; protein heterodimerization activity. Bases 37 to 393 code for a protein of 118 amino acids. NCBI's taxonomy places the organism in Eukaryota, Metazoa, Chordata, Testudines, Geoemydidae. The transcript is spliced from 2 exons. Gene Ontology annotation, cellular component: nucleosome. The record is from RefSeq and is a predicted model, not a curated record.
ACAGCCUGGCUUGUGGUGCCUGGAGGGGUAUCAAGAAUGAGUGCAGAAGCUGGGAAGAAGCGAGGCCGAGGCCCUGUCUCUGGGGACAAGAAAUCUAAGCGGAAGGUGAAGAGGAGGGAGACCUACUCAGUCUAUAUCUACAAAGUGCUGAAACAGGUUCACCCUGACACUGGCAUCUCCUCUAAGGCCAUGAGCAUCAUGAACUCCUUUGUGAAUGAUGUCUUCGAGCGCAUCGCCACAGAGGCCUCCCGCCUAGCCCAGUACAACAAGCGCUCCACCAUCACCAGCCGCGAGGUGCAGACCGCCGUCCGCCUGCUGCUGCCGGGGGAGCUGGCCAAGCACGCCGUGUCGGAGGGCACCAAAGCAGUCACCAAGUACACCAGCAGCAAGUGACUGCAAAGGCAGCAUGGGGUGGGGGGCUGCGGAGCCAAUGACUCUGUUCCUACCCACAGGAAUAAAACCUACAACCUCUA